Molecule: messenger RNA, 508 nt
Organism: Betta splendens (Siamese fighting fish)
Lineage: Eukaryota; Metazoa; Chordata; Actinopteri; Anabantiformes; Osphronemidae
Gene: atox1
Product: antioxidant 1 copper chaperone
Exons: 3
Coding region: 267-473 (68 amino acids)
Biological process (GO): copper ion transport
Cellular component (GO): cytosol
Molecular function (GO): metal ion binding; copper chaperone activity
Source: RefSeq, a predicted model, not a curated record
CCCCAUAAACCCAUAACCGGAAGUAGACUGCACAUGAUAAACAAGGCUAACAUUUACAAAGUCCAUAUCUUCGUACAGUUACAUUUAUAACUGAGCGUUAGCUUGACACUGCUAAGCUAACCCGGCGGUGAACGUCAGACGUCACCGUUAGCUGAGCCGUUGUGCUGUUAAGGUUUGGAUUCGCUUUAUUUGCAGACCUCGUGAGUCGAUCAGAGGCAAAAGUCCAUCGGUCGUCUGACAGAAAGUAGUGAAGAACCACUGCAGCCAUGACCAAGCACGAGUUUGAGGUGGCGAUGACAUGUGAGGGAUGCUCAGGCGCUGUUACCAGAGUCCUCAACAAACUGGGAGAUGUGAAGUUUGAAAUCGACCUGCCCAAGAAAUUGGUUUGGAUUGAGUCCGACAAAGAUGUGGAUUUACUCAUGGAGACACUGAAGAAAUGUGGAAAGGAAGUCAAGUACAACGGCACUAAAUGAAGGAACCGACUUCAUGUAGAGCUGAUGACAUGAAG